This is a messenger RNA of Charadrius vociferus (killdeer), 339 nucleotides long. Its product is annotated as mpv17-like protein 2. Gene Ontology annotation, biological process: mitochondrial ribosome assembly. NCBI's taxonomy places the organism in Eukaryota, Metazoa, Chordata, Aves, Charadriiformes, Charadriidae. Gene Ontology annotation, cellular component: membrane; cytoplasm. The record is from RefSeq and is a predicted model, not a curated record.
AUGUUCGCCGUUGGCUGCAGCAUGGGUCCGCUGAUGCACUACUGGUACCUGUGGUUGGACGCCGCUUUCCCGGCGCGGGGCGUGCGGGCUGAAAAAGUCCUCAUCGAUCAGCUGGUGGCAUCGCCCGCCCUGGGCGUCUGGUACUUCCUCGGUAUGGGCACACUGGAGGGCCAGUCUCUAGAGGAGAGCUGGGAGGAGCUGAAGGAGAAAUUUUGGGAGUUUUACAAGGCUGACUGGUGCAUCUGGCCGGCGGACGGGGUGGGGCCGGGUCCCCGCCAGCCGUGCCUCGCCGCCGCGGCCAGCCGGGCUGGUGCCGAACGUGCCUGGUUUCUCUUCUAG